UGGACCACAAGUGCUUUUUGAGUAAGGAAGCUUUUAGUGUAUUAGCAACCUCUUCCCUCGGUUGUCAGGGAGCAAUUGUCUUCUGAUAGCAUCACAGUGACCCGGGCAAGGCAAUGGUUGCCAAGGUUAGGGUUACUAAGGAGAUGAUGGAAAGGGGAACCUAGUACAUUUGGAGAGAUAGUUGAUGGUUUUUCCUCUUGCCUGAGCAACCAUGACUUGUGUUACACGAAGAUGCCUACAGAGACAGAAGGAAUUUGUCCUCGACGGUGUGGCCGUGGACACCAUUGCUAGCAGCUACACCACCAUUUUGCCCAAAGUGUGGUCUGCCUUGCCACCUUACAACGCGCAGCUGGAUAUCCAUGCGGCCAGCUACUUUUCAUCCCCAGUGGUCAAGUCAGUGCUAAAGAAAACUGAACAGACUCGUGGGGGGACCUCCAGAGAUGGCUGGAUAGUGGAUUAUUUCCAUAUCUAUGGGCCAGGACAGAGGUACUUGAACAGGAGAAACUGGGCAGGAGCAGGUCAUUCUCCACAACAAGUGGCUGGUCACCAUUACUAUUUGAUGGAUGCCAAGCCUAUCAGUGGGUACAGUGGCCGAUAUGGUUACCGCCGCAACACGCCUGCCCUUCGCAAUCGUUCUUCUUGCUUUGGUGAAGUCACCUUGUACCCCCUCCACUGAAUAGCAAACAGUAUC
This is a messenger RNA of Anolis sagrei ordinatus, 691 nucleotides long. It is a transcript of the gene SPMAP1, whose product is annotated as sperm microtubule associated protein 1. The record is from RefSeq and is a predicted model, not a curated record. NCBI's taxonomy places the organism in Eukaryota, Metazoa, Chordata, Lepidosauria, Squamata, Anolidae.